AUGAAGUACCAUCAUCAAGAAACAACUUUUUAAAAUGAAGGAAUUUUUAAAUCAAAACAGUUUAGGUAACGAAAAAAAACAAUUGAAUACGGAUAGAAAGAUAGAAGCAGUGCAAUAUAUAAAUAUCUAAAGGAAAAGCAAAAAGCAUUGCUCGAUUAUAGACCAAGAAGUUAGGUUUCUUAAUUUUCAGCUGAAGAAGACAGAGUUCUAAUUUUGCUUGUAAAGAAAUUAGGCCCCAAAUUUCAUAAAAUCACAAGGUAUUUUUCAGGAAAAACUGUCAAUAUGAUUAAAAACAGAUACUAUAAGACACUCCGUCAUGUUGAAUCUCAAGAAUUUCCAAAAGAAUUAGAAGAAGAGUUAUUUUCAAAAAAUAAUGAAUCAAGAGUAAUUGGCAGUAAAAUACUAAAUUUAUGGCCUUAACAUAAAUAAAUGAGCUCUGUGAUUGAAGGUAGCCCCCUAUUUCCUGAAGCCAAAGAGAUUUUGCAUACAUUCCUUUCUUCAUUUUAAGAACUGGUUAGCACUUGCAAAAAAUGA
This is a messenger RNA of Paramecium tetraurelia, 534 nucleotides long. RefSeq lists its product as uncharacterized. Gene Ontology annotation, molecular function: DNA-binding transcription factor activity, RNA polymerase II-specific; RNA polymerase II cis-regulatory region sequence-specific DNA binding. Lineage: Eukaryota; Ciliophora; Oligohymenophorea; Peniculida; Parameciidae. The transcript has a single exon. The record is from RefSeq and is a predicted model, not a curated record. Gene Ontology annotation, cellular component: nucleus. Gene Ontology annotation, biological process: regulation of DNA-templated transcription.